AUGUCGUUGUUCUUGCAUUUUGCCAUCUGGUUCCUGAUUAUUUCUUGCACUGUAAUUCUUCUCAUUCACUUCGCUUGCAUCGUAUACCCCGUAUUCUUCUGGAACGCCAUUGAAAGACUCCGUCGUCGUUUUCGUUGUUUGGAGAGGGAUCCGAGAUUCCGGGAGGUUGUCCACGACUUCAUUGCUAUCUACCAACCAGCACCUCCUUCACCAAACAAUUCGGACAGUAGUGUGGUUAUCACUGUCCAACCAAACCCUGAGAAUUGA
Molecule: messenger RNA, 267 nt
Organism: Caenorhabditis remanei
Lineage: Eukaryota; Metazoa; Nematoda; Chromadorea; Rhabditida; Rhabditidae
Exons: 1
Coding region: 1-267 (88 amino acids)
Source: RefSeq, a predicted model, not a curated record